ACAGAUAUGGGUUAUAGACAACAGACCACCAGGAUGCCCAAAAGUGGUCUGAUUCCCAGAAAAAUUGCCUCUACUAAGAGGAGCCAAAAGAUUCCUGAUUGGCUGGAGAGAGAGCUCUUGAGGCGAGAACCCAGGCGACACUCUCUUGCCAUGGGAGACAGUGCUAACCUCAGCAUGCGACGACGCUACAGACAAGAUCCUAUCUCUAAACUCUAUGAACUUAAGAUGGAGCAUGUGGUGACUCUUGGCAAUCUUAAGAAUCUUAAACAGGCUUUUGAUGAGUUUGCAAAGGCCGGCAUCGACAAACUUGAUUACCCACAAUUCCAUUCUGUUGUAAAAGCAUGUGCAGGAUUGCAUGUUAUUAAAGAUUCUCAAAUUCAGCAACUUUUCAUGAAGAUUGAUUACACUGGUGAUGGCAAGAUCGAGUGGCAUGAAUUUUGCACAUACAUGUACCUUGAGUACAAAGAGAAAGAGGAGACAGUGCGUCGCAGUAAGAUGGCGGCUUUCAUGCUGCCGGCUAAAAUUAACAAUCUGCGUCGUGGAGAACCUGUUGUUGAAGUUCAGAUCAGUCCUGAUGGCACCGUUGUCACCGUCAGAGAAGAUGGGCUUGUCAACUACUGGAGCCCUACCCUUCAGCUGAAGAACAAUAAGAAUGUGUUUCCUCAGAGACCUGCCGGUCGAACGCUAAAACGAGCCACGGAUUUUGCCCUCAUGACAGAGUACAAUAAACUGAUUAUUGCAACAGGAACCAGAGAGAUUCAGAUUUAUGAGUUCUCUUCUUUGGAGCCUUGGUGUCAGAUAAGUGCACUAGAAACUGUGCCUUUAAAUCUGGAUUACUGCUGUACUGGCCCAGAUGAAUGUCUCAUUCUGUAUGGGGACACUAAGGGCUGUGUGAACAUCAUCCUAAUGAAGUCGGUCAGGGAGAUGCUCAGGUUGUGGAAAAGCUUGCCGCUAUUGGAGAACAUGCCAAACAUCAGCCUUGAUCAUGCCGUUCAAUAUCCAGAUAUAACAUAUAUAAGAUGGAAAAUCCACCAAGACUGGGUGACAAAGGUGAAAUACAUUCACAGCAUUCCUGCUGUUAUAUCUGCAUCCAACCAUGAAGACUCCGCCCUUGUUAUGGGAUGCCUUCUACCAUCAAUCGACAUUCACCAACGCAUGAAUGACAUCUGUGGAGAAGGAAGAUUAAAAAAAAUUACACUCGGCAAUACACAGCAGAGGCCAGCUUGCGACCAAACAGUCUUCGCUGUUUGUAAAGGAGUCAUGGCCUUUGACUUUAGUAAAAGUGAAAACCUUUUAGUCACUGGUGGAAUGGACAAGCUGUUGCGUUUGUGGAGCCCGUACAUGCAUGAGCGUCCAACAGCAAUUUUAAAAGGUCACACAGCACCUAUUGCUUACCUCUGUAUUGCCUCAGAAAAAGGACACAUUUAUUCUGUGUCCAGAGACAACACUGCCAAGAUAUGGCAUAUUCAUGAUAAAGCAUGCCUAUUCACUGCAAAUCCACAAGAAAGUCAAAUACAAGGAGAAUUGUCAGCAUGCCGCUAUUCUUCAGCCGUGAAGGGUCUUUACAUUGCCACGGAUUCCCUUGCUUUGCUAUCCAUGCAGACAAAAUCACAACAUACAGGCAUUCCCAUUGUGUCCCAUUGUGAGCCAGUGAUGUGCUGUGGAUACAGUGAGGAGUUCAGGCAGGUGGUGAGCUGCUCAGAGGGAUCGGUUGUCAAAGUCUGGGAUCUGGACACUGGAGCUCAUAUGUUUGAAUAUGGAUGUGCGCACGGGCAGUCUGCUAUUACCUGUUUGGCAUUUGACAGUAGAGGAAGGAGGCUAGUGACUGGUGGAAGAGACGGCUGCCUCAAAAUGUGGAACUUUAACAACGGAAAGUGCAUAAAGAUCUUCAGUAAAGAUGGAAAACAAGAAGAAAUUUGCGAUUGCUCUUUUGUCACAUUGCACCAGAGCGCGUUUGUGAUUUCUGUUGGAUGGGGCCACAGGAUUGACAUUUACUUGGACUCCAUAGAAGAAACUCAGUUCAACCAGAGACCAAAACCUUCCUGGCAGGAGGAUGUGAGAAAAGGACACAAAGAAGACAUUUUAUGUAUUGCUCACUGUGCACCCCAUCUCCUAGCCACUGGUAGCUAUGAUGGCGAGGUUAUCGUGUGGAAUGUGGUGUCUGGAAGAAUACAGUGUCGCUUCCAGACUCCUCAGUCUCCAGACCCUAGCAGUACUUUUGUAAAGAAAACAAGCGUCCUGAGUCUCAUUUUCCUAAAGACCCGGGCAUUUGUCACUGAAAUGUCUUCCUCUGCCUGGCUCAUAUCUUCAGGGUCUCAAGGUUCUGUUAACUUCUGGAGCGUUUUGAGUGGCGGAAAGUUCAUUACAUCUUUUCAAGCCUCCCACUUGAAGCAGGGGAUCGUGAAACUUGCUUUAAUACAGGACGACAGUUUGCUUUUCACAGCCGAUCAUAUAGGAUACAUUUCAGUUUACAAUGUCAAGACAUACGCCCUUCAGCCUGAAUCAAAACCUCCUCAAAAGGUGAACUUCUGGCGAGCACACAUCAGCAGAAUCACUGGGUUAAAGAUAAUUGAGAACGACCAGUUUCUGCUCACAUGUUCAGUGGACUGCUCGGUACGACUGUGGAACAUCCAUGGGGAUUUUAUAGGUACAUUCGGUCAAACAGAAGUUUGGAACAUACACAACCCAUCUUCAUGGAAGCACCCAGCCGUUCCCUCUGAGAUUCUAGUAGAUCCAUUAAGCAUGCCGUCUCAUCCAAUACUGGAGGAAGAGACCAAUUUGCCAGAUCUUCUUAACUUGGGGAUAAAUGAAAACUGUGAGGUGGACAAUAAGAGUGAUUCUCCAUCAAGCCUCGAUAACAAAGACUGAGUAUACAAAAACUCAUCUAUGCCCGAGAUUGCCAGGACAAAACAAAAUAAAUUAGCAUCUAAGUGUUGUGACUUAACAGUGCUAAAUUAGAUUUACUGAACUUUUGGAUUGCAGGUAGCACCAUGCAGUAUAAAAAUAUGUCGACUUCAAGGUCUACACUUCAGUUUGAUGCCCUACCAAUAUACCAAAAAGCAAAUGAUAGUAAACAUGAUAUCAA
Messenger RNA from Paramisgurnus dabryanus, 3085 nucleotides. It is a transcript of the gene wdr95, whose product is annotated as WD40 repeat domain 95. The record is from RefSeq and is a predicted model, not a curated record. Gene Ontology annotation, molecular function: protein binding; calcium ion binding. Lineage: Eukaryota; Metazoa; Chordata; Actinopteri; Cypriniformes; Cobitidae.